This is a messenger RNA of Glossina fuscipes, 471 nucleotides long. RefSeq names its product S-phase kinase-associated protein 1-like. The record is from RefSeq and is a predicted model, not a curated record. NCBI's taxonomy places the organism in Eukaryota, Metazoa, Arthropoda, Insecta, Diptera, Glossinidae. The coding region runs from base 1 to 471 and encodes 156 amino acids. Gene Ontology annotation, biological process: SCF-dependent proteasomal ubiquitin-dependent protein catabolic process. Gene Ontology annotation, molecular function: cullin family protein binding. Gene Ontology annotation, cellular component: nucleus; cytoplasm. The transcript has a single exon.
AUGCCUAACAUUCAUUUGGAGUCGUCCGAUAACGAAAUUUUCAUUGUUGAUAAACAAGUUGCAAAACAUUUGGGUAUUGUCAACACCAUGCUCGGAAUCUGCGGAAUGGAAGACCGUGAUAAUAUUGUUGUGCCUUUGCCAAAUGUAAAUUCGGCCAUAUUACGAAAAAUAUUGGAAUGGGCCUGUUAUCACAAGGAUGAUGUGUCUACUGACGAAAAGAAGCGAACUGAUAUUUUGGCAUGGGAGGCUGACUUUCUUAACAUAUGCCAAGUCGAUCUAUUCGAACUGAUUUUAGGUGCAAACUAUCUGCAUGUGAACGAUUUGUUAGAUGCUGCUUGCGAAGCAGUGGCCAAAAUGUUAAGAGACAAGACACCAGAAGAAAUGCGUGAAAUGUUAAAAAUUAAAAACGAUUUUACAGCUGCCGAAGAAGAGGAUUUACGACAAUUAAACGAAUGUUUGGAAGCGAUCUGA